AUGAACGAGAGCGCCAAUCAUAACGUCGGCCUGUCCAAGUUCAAGCGAGCCAUCACCGGCAAGCUCCCCCGCCAAGACAGCCACACUCAUCAACCGGCUAACCAACCAACCAUCAAUCGAUCUGGUCCAGAGCUCUGGAAAGAGGACAAGCACAUCAUCAAGGUCUAA
Messenger RNA from Fulvia fulva, 168 nucleotides. RefSeq lists its product as uncharacterized. The record is from RefSeq and is a predicted model, not a curated record. The coding region runs from base 1 to 168 and encodes 55 amino acids. NCBI's taxonomy places the organism in Eukaryota, Fungi, Ascomycota, Dothideomycetes, Mycosphaerellales, Mycosphaerellaceae. The transcript has 2 exons.